Messenger RNA from Phacochoerus africanus (Common warthog), 852 nucleotides. RefSeq names its product chromosome 2 C9orf152 homolog (gene C2H9orf152). Lineage: Eukaryota; Metazoa; Chordata; Mammalia; Artiodactyla; Suidae. The transcript is spliced from 2 exons. The coding region runs from base 63 to 782 and encodes 239 amino acids. The record is from RefSeq and is a predicted model, not a curated record.
UUCCCUCUCCCCCUCCUCCCCCCAGCCCCGCCCAUCAGUGUUUGCUUUUCUCCCGGAUCCGGAUGAAGGGGUUGCCCUGCCCGUGCCCGGCCCUGCCCCACUUCUGGCAGCUGGGGUCUCGAUUCAUGGCCGAGGGCUCUGGGACCCAGGCCCCCGGCAAAGGGCCCCUGCUCAGUGUACAGCUCCUGCGAGCCCAGUAUGAAGGCCUGAGACGGCAGCAGAAGGCUCAGGCCCACGUGGUGGUGCUGCCGAAAGGAGGGAACAUCCCUGCUCCUGCUGAGUCCAUGGUCGGUGCCGUGUGGAUUAACAAGGAGAGGAGGCACUCACUGUCCCUGGAAGAGGCAGACUCGGAGCCAGAGGGGAUGCUAGAGGAGGCUGACAGAGGCAGUCUCUGGACCCCUGAGUCUCCAUGGCACACACACCUAGAGAUGUACCGCCUGGUCCAAACCUUCCGCCAGGAAACCAGUCAUCAAGUAAAGCACAAGGAUAAGUUCGUGGGGCCUGAGCAAAGGCUCCCUCAGGAAGGAGACUCGGGCUUGUCUGAAGACAGUCAGAUGAUUCAGCAAGGGAUCAGGAUGCCAGAGGCAGCCCAGCCUGAAGAUCAGGUGGGUGAUACCCAAACAGAGGCAAGGGGAUCCAGCUUAAACAUUGGCACUCAGCACCCCCUUUCCAUAAAGAACACACAUAGAUCUGGAAAACCAGCUCACUAUCCAUUUCCCCGGAAGAAAACUCCCAGGAUCUCCCAAGCAGCCCGGAAUCUGGGCUUAUAUGGCCCAGCCUGAAGCUUUCUCCUCAAAAAUCUCAAACUUGGAGUUCCCGUCGUGGCGCAGAGGUUAACGAAUCCGACUAGGA